GUCUCUGAGGAUCGAGCAUCAGUCUUACCACUACUUCAAGUGUGUUAAUAACGAACUUUUCUGAACAGAUACAAUUUGUUUGUAAAUGAGUAUGUGUUUGUGCUCAUUUUCAGAUGUGAUUUAAGCCAUUUAAUCCGUUGAGUGAUUUACAUUAUUUUGAAUCUUUUUCAAUUUAAUAACGAAAAGAGAUCAUGGAAUUUUAUAAAAGCUACAUAUUAAUCAUUUUACUAUUAGGACUGCAUAUUUUCAGUCAACGUGUUUUAUCACUAGAGGAAACAUGCGACAAAGCGGCUAACCAUUCGCUGGGUGUGUGCAUCAACAUUAAACUAUGUGACCCUUACUUGGCGAUCCUUCGUAAAUACGGAACCACUGCCGGUAACUUUCUACGCAGUACCCUCUGUUACUACGAGAACAGCCAGCCAAUCGUAUGCUGUCCAAGGCCAAGAACGGAACUACAGCAACCGAUGAUAACAUCAAAGCCGAUAGAGCCGUCGCCAAAUUCUACCUAUGGUCCGCUUUACGGACCACAAUGUGGCUCGAGCAAUGCUCAGCACAAUAGAGUUGUUGGCGGUGUACCGGCCGACUUGGGAGCUUGGCCAUGGAUGGCGGCAUUGGGAUAUAAAAAUAAAAAGUCGCAUCAGCCUCAAUGGUUAUGCGGUGGCAGUCUCAUUUCGAGUCGUCACAUCCUUACAGCUGGCCACUGUGUUUAUAAUCGUUAUGAUUUGUACCUUGCGCGGCUUGGUGAGCAUGAUCUUAAAAGUGAAACAGAUGGAGCAAACCCGAUCGACGUGCCCAUAGAGAGAGGCACUAUUCAUCCCCAGUAUAAUUCGAAAACCGUUGCCAAUGACAUUGCUGUGCUAAGACUCAAAUAUGAAGUUUCAUUUACCGAUGCCAUUCAUCCUAUAUGCCUACCACUAAUACCAGAAAUUAAAAACAGAGAUUAUAUUCGACAUUAUCCAUUCGUAGCUGGGUGGGGUGCAGUAAUCUUCCGUGGACCUUCUAGUAGCGUUUUACUAGAGACUCAAUUACCGGUUGUAUCACAAGAAAAUUGUAGAAACGCCUAUGCUAAUUUAGAUCACGGUAUUGACGACAAAGUUUUAUGUGCGGGAGAACCUGCAGGAGGAAGAGAUGCAUGCCAGGGUGAUAGUGGUGGACCAUUGAUGUUUCCAAAAGCUACAACCUAUUAUAUCAUUGGUAUAGUAUCGGUAGGCUACCGAUGUGCUGAACGUGGCAUCCCUGGUGUUUAUACAAAAGUUUCUUAUUACAUAGACUUUAUUUUAACUCAUUUGUAUUAAUAAACUCGAUAUAUUAAUAUAAUUUUUAUAUUUUAUA
Ceratosolen solmsi marchali is the source of this 1332-nucleotide messenger RNA. Its product is annotated as venom protease. Gene Ontology annotation, molecular function: serine-type endopeptidase activity. The transcript is spliced from 7 exons. Bases 192 to 1295 code for a protein of 367 amino acids. The record is from RefSeq and is a predicted model, not a curated record. NCBI's taxonomy places the organism in Eukaryota, Metazoa, Arthropoda, Insecta, Hymenoptera, Agaonidae. Gene Ontology annotation, biological process: proteolysis.